AUGUUCGGCUUUGCUGAGGCCAUUCGAGUAUCGGGAAAUUCCAAGAUCGAUAGAUAUCUGAUUAUCGGUCUGAUCAUGACGGGAAUUACCCCAACUACCGUGUCUUCCAAUGUCGUAAUGACUAAACAGGCACAUGGCAACGAUUCGUUAUCGAUUAUCGAGGUUACAAUUGGAAAUCUUUUAGGAGCAUUUAUUUCACCAGCAUUGGCUCAACUGUAUUUGUCUAGUGCCACGGGAUUUGCAUAUGGUAAUCCUGCUUCAGAUGGAAGUUUGACUCAGUUGUAUGCCAGAGUCAUGAAACAGCUGGGACUGGGUCUUUUUGUUCCACUUUUUGUGGGCCAAAUAGUACAGAACAUCUUUCCAGAGCAAGUGAAGUAUGCAAUGACCACAUUCAAGUUAGCAAAGCUAGGAUCUCUUUGCAUGCUGUCUCUGAUAUGGAGUACAUUCUCUACAGCAUUUUAUGAACAUGCAUUUGAGAUUGUAUCCAAAGAAUCAAUUAUCAUGGUAGUGUUUCUUAAUGUCGGAUGCUACCUUCUUUUCACAGUUUUGUGUUUUGGAAUGGCCCGUAUGCCGCUACAUAAAUGGAUAUCACCACCUACAGAAACAGCAUCAAUUGCUUAUAAACUAUGGCACCGAUGCUUGGUUGGUUUCCACUUUGAUCGACGAGAUACCGUGGCUAUUAUGCUCUGUGGGGCUGCUAAGACAGUCGCUCUGGGUAUUCCUUUAAUACAAGCACAGUACGGAACAGGAUCCACUUUAGUAGGACGAGUUUCAAUCCCGCUUGUACUGUAUCAGGGUGAGCAGAUUCUCACUGCCCAGCUACUAAUUCCACUAAUGAAAAGAUGGGUAGACGCUGAUCCAGAAUUAAAGAAGUCGGACGAUAUUAUUUCCCCUAACAUUGAGCCACCACAGCCCGAGUCCUUCGAGGUAAAGGACAACGAGACCACGACCCAAACUAUUUAA
Sugiyamaella lignohabitans is the source of this 963-nucleotide messenger RNA. RefSeq lists its product as uncharacterized. NCBI's taxonomy places the organism in Eukaryota, Fungi, Ascomycota, Dipodascomycetes, Dipodascales, Trichomonascaceae. The transcript has a single exon. The record is from RefSeq and is a predicted model, not a curated record. Bases 1 to 963 code for a protein of 320 amino acids. Gene Ontology annotation, cellular component: plasma membrane.